AUGAAGACUGUCUUGGUUCUAGCAAGCUUGGUGGCCCUGGCUUUGGCCGGGAACAUUGUGAUUCCCCCUAAGCAUGUCGACUGCGAAGUGAAGACUGUUGAUCAAGACUUCAUUACGAAGCAAAAACAGAUUUUCAAACUGUUCUACUAUAUUGGCCAUGUCGACACUGAAGCCGAAUACUACAAAACCGGAAAAGACUACGACAUCGAGGAGCACGUCAGCGACUACACAAACAAACAAGCCGUUGAGGAGUUCUUGAACUUAUGGAAGGUUGGGUUCCUACCCAAAAACAUCCCAUUCUCAGUCUUCAACGACAGAUCAAGGCAAGAGGCUGUAGCUCUAUUCCAUGUCUUGUACUACGCUAAGGACUUUGAUGUCUUCUACAAGACCGCUUCCUUCGCCCGUGUCUACAUGAACGAGGGUCAAUUCCUCUACUCAUGCUACAUCGCUGUUCUCCACCGUCCCGACCUCAAGGGCAUCGUUGUCCCUGCGCCGUACGAAACCAACCCUGAACUUUUCACCAACGAAGAUGUCUGGUACAGAGUACACCGCAUCAAGAUGCAAAAUGGAAUUGACACCAACGACUUCGGACCUGAAUACGGUGUAUCCCACGAGGAGAACCGCUACGUUGUCUACGCUAACUACUCUGACAACUACGUAUACGCUGAUGGCGAAGACAAGAUCUCUUACUUCACUGAAGAUAUUGGCCUUAACGCUUACUACUACUACUUCCACGUUUUCUUCCCCUUCUGGAUGGAAAGCGAAGUCCAGCCCUUAUUGAAGGAACACCGCGGAGAAGUGUACUACAACUUCUACCAACAACUCUUGGCUCGUUACUACUUGGAGCGUCUGUCCAGCGGUCUUGGAGAAAUCCCUGACUACUCAUGGAACCACCAGAUUGAGGCUGGUUACAAACCAUUCAUGAAGUACUACUACAACUUCGCUCAAAGGCCCAGCUACUACCAGAUCCCCUAUGAAAAGCAUAUCAAUGAAUUGCAAGUCCUUAACACUUUCGAACAGACCUUCAUCCAGUUCCUGCAACAAGGCCACUUCAAGGCUUUCAACCAGGAUGUUGACCUACGCAACUCAAAAUCUGUUAACUUCGUCGGAAACUUCUGGCAAGGCAACGCCGAUUUAUUCACCAAAGUUGGACCAUGGAACCACCCCUACUCCUACGAGGUUAUUGCCCGUCAUGUACUUAGUGGCGUCACUUCGAAUUCUGGCAAAUACGAUUUCGUUCCUAGCUCUCUUGGUUUCUACCAGACAUCUCUUCGUGACCCAGCCUUCUACCAGCUUUACAGCAGAAUCAUGAAAUACUUCGUUGAGUUCAAGAAAUCAUUGACCCCAUACACCCAAGACGCUCUCCACUACGUUGGAGUUAAGAUUAACGACGUUAAGGUUAACAAAUUGGUGACUUACUUCGACUUCUAUGACUUUGAGGUUAGCAACGGUGUGUACUUCAGCAAGGAAGAGAUGAAGAGCAGCAGAUGGCCAUACUACGUCGUCCGCCAACCCCGUCUUAACCACAAGCCAUUCACCGUAAGCGUUGAUGUGAAAUCUGAUGUCGAAGGAGAAGCUGUAUUCAAGAUCUUCCUCGGACCCAAAUACGACGGUAAAGGUUACCCCAUUGACUUGGAAGAGAACUGGCAAAACUUCGUCGAAUUGGACUGGUUCGUGCAGAAACUCACCAAGGGACAGAACAAGAUUGAACGUCAAUCCACUGACUUCUUCUACACCAAGGAUGACUCUACCCCAAUCAGAGAAAUUGUUGAGAAGUACCUUGCUGACGGUAAGGUACCCAGCGAUAUGUCAGUUAAGCCUGGUGCAUACCCCCACAGGCUCUUGUUGCCUAAGGGUACAAGCGGUGGAUUCCCCUACUGGAUUUACGUUGUCGCUUACCCAUACCAACCAGCCAACAAGCAAGUUGAAACCAUCAGGGUAUACGCUAAUGACAACAAGCCUUUGGGCUACCCUCUUGACCGUCCUGUCAACUCUGUUUACUUCAAGCAACCCAACAUGUUCUUCGAGGAAGUGAGAGUAUACCAUGAAGGAGAGAUCUACCCUUACGAAUACAAUGUUCCCUACUACACCUACCACCACAACGAGGUGAGCCAACACUAA
Molecule: messenger RNA, 2121 nt
Organism: Pieris macdunnoughi
Lineage: Eukaryota; Metazoa; Arthropoda; Insecta; Lepidoptera; Pieridae
Source: the annotation of a GenBank genome assembly